Messenger RNA from Vigna angularis (adzuki bean), 1771 nucleotides. Its product is annotated as shaggy-related protein kinase eta. Gene Ontology annotation, cellular component: cytoplasm. The transcript is spliced from 12 exons. Gene Ontology annotation, molecular function: ATP binding; protein serine/threonine kinase activity. The record is from RefSeq and is a predicted model, not a curated record. Gene Ontology annotation, biological process: signal transduction; protein phosphorylation. Lineage: Eukaryota; Viridiplantae; Streptophyta; Magnoliopsida; Fabales; Fabaceae. The coding region runs from base 87 to 1355 and encodes 422 amino acids.
AAGAGAGAGAGAAAAGAAAAACGAAAAAAGGGUGUAGAGAGAGAAAGUGAGGAGAGAGAAACGAACAAGACUGUGUCUCACAUCAUAUGGCCUCCAUGCCCAUGGGGCACCACCAACACCAACCGCCGUCAGCGGCGUUGCCUUUGCAGCCAUCACAACCGCAGCAGUCUCAGCCGCAACACGAAGUGCCACGCCGGAGCUCCGAUAUGGAGACCGAUAAGUUGCAGGAUAUGUCAACUACUGUCAUUGAGGGGAAUGAUGCCGUCACAGGCCACAUAAUCUCCACCACUAUUGGAGGCAAAAAUGGGGAACCUAAACAAACAAUCAGUUACAUGGCAGAACGUGUUGUUGGCACUGGAUCAUUUGGAGUUGUUUUCCAGGCAAAGUGCUUGGAGACUGGAGAGCCAGUGGCUAUUAAAAAGGUCUUGCAAGACAGGAGAUACAAAAAUCGUGAAUUGCAGUUAAUGCGUUUAAUGGAUCACCCAAAUGUAAUUUCCCUGAAGCACUGUUUCUUCUCCACAACAAGCAGAGAUGAACUUUUUCUGAACUUAGUAAUGGAAUAUGUCCCUGAGACAAUGUACCGAGUUAUAAAACACUACAAUACUAUGAACCAGAGGAUGCCUCUCAUCUAUGCAAAACUGUACACAUAUCAAAUCUUUAGGGGAUUAGCAUAUAUCCAUACCACACUGGGAGUUUGCCAUAGGGAUGUGAAGCCUCAAAAUCUUUUGGUUCACCCUCUUACUCACCAAGUUAAGCUUUGUGAUUUUGGGAGUGCCAAAGUUCUGGUCAAGGGUGAAUCAAACAUUUCAUACAUAUGUUCACGUUACUAUCGAGCUCCAGAACUAAUAUUUGGUGCAACAGAAUACACAGCUUCUAUUGAUAUAUGGUCAGCUGGUUGUGUUCUUGCUGAACUUCUUCUAGGACAGCCACUAUUUCCUGGAGAAAAUCAGGUGGACCAACUUGUGGAAAUUAUUAAGGUUCUCGGUACCCCCACACGAGAGGAAAUUCGUUGCCUGAACUCAGAAUAUACAGAUUUUAGAUUCCCUCAGAUUAAAGCUCAUCCUUGGCACAAGGUUUUCCAUAAGCGAAUGCCUCCGGAAGCAAUUGACCUUGCAUCCAGGCUUCUCCAAUACUCACCUAGUCUCCGUUGCACUGCGCUGGAAGCAUGUGCACAUCCUUUCUUUGAUGAGCUCCGCGAGCCAAAUGCUCGUCUACCUAAUGGCCGUCCAUUGCCCCCGCUUUUCAACUUUAAACAGGAAUUGGCUGGAGUAUCACCUGAAAUGGUCAAUAGGCUGAUCCCAGAGCAUAUUAGACGGCAGACUGGUCUCAGUUCCCCUCAUUCCACCGGUACAUAAAUAUAAAGGGAUAAUGAAACGAUGAGUAGCAAUUGAUGUGAAUCAACAGAGGGGCUGAUUGUGGCCUAUAUAUAACUGGGGGUUCCAGCUUAAUCUGCAGUUUUCCCCCCCUUGUGAAGAUGUAUACAAGUGCUGGUUGCUCGGCAUUGCAUGAAAGUUGGUGAUUCAGUCUAGUAUUUCAUUCUAGUUAAGGCAUACUUAUCCCUGCAUCUGUAUAUUGUUUUGGUCAGAUUUCAGAAAGCUAGGAGUAUAAAAUGAUAGCAACCAUGUCUUCAUAUGUAGAGGGGCCCACCUGAAUUAUGAGGGGCCCCUGUUGUAGUUUGGCUUGUUUUUUAUGUGAUCAUAUUUAUGAUGUCGUUUAUAAUAUGCUUAUGACAAAAUGUUGAUUCAAAAUAAGAAAUUUCCUCUCUCUUUAA